Messenger RNA from Phalacrocorax carbo (great cormorant), 1913 nucleotides. NCBI's taxonomy places the organism in Eukaryota, Metazoa, Chordata, Aves, Suliformes, Phalacrocoracidae. The record is from RefSeq and is a predicted model, not a curated record.
GGGGACCGGGCUCUCGGCGUGCGGCGGCGGCGGCGGCUCUGCACGUCGGGAGGAGAAAGAGGCGAGAAGGCUCCGACCGGCAAAUGGGAGCCGCGGUCCCGGGCCGGUGUGCGGGACCGCUGCCUGCCUGUCCGGGAACCCCCAACCACGCAGCCACCGGCCCGGCCCCGCGCGUGUCCCGCAUGGAGCUGAGAGCAGGAGACUCUUGGGGGAUCUUCACCUUCCUGUGCGCCGCGCUCUGCAACCUGCCGGCGCUGCCCGCCCUGAACUGCACGGAGGAGCUGGGUGCCGGACAGUCCAUCCAGAAGACCUACGACCUGACCCGCUACCUGGAGCACCAGCUCCGCACCCUCGCCGGCACCUACCUGAACUACCUGGGUCCCCCCUUCAAUGAGCCCGACUUCAACCCGCCGCGGCUGGCGCGCGCCGAACGGGUGCCCAGCGCCACGGUGGACUUGGACCUGUGGCGGGGGUUGACCGACAAUGCCCGCCUCGCCGCCAACUACCGUGCCUACAGCCGUCUGCUCUGCUACCUGCGGGCGCUGGACGGGCAGGCGGGCACCGCCGAGCUGCGCCAUCGCCUCGGCCACUUCUGCUCCAGCCUACAAGGUUUGGUGCUCAGCAUCGCCGGCGUCAUGUCCUCCCUGGGUUACCCGCUGCCCGUCGGCCCCGCCGGGCCCCCUGCGCCCCCCGGCACCCCUGUCGCCCCUAAUGACUUCCUCAAGAAGAUGGAUGAUUUCUGGCUGCUGAAGGAGCUGCAGACCUGGCUGUGGCGCUCGGCCAAGGACUUCAACCGCCUCAAGAAGAAGGUGCCGCCCGCCGUGGUCACGCUGCGCUUGGAGGCAAGGGGCUUCUAGGCCCCCUCGCCGAUGCCCCCUCCCCCCCCACCUUGCUAGGAUGGGGAUGGGGCUUCUCACCCCGACGGGCCACCACAUGCCCCCACCGCCACCUCGCUGUGCCUUGUGGGAUGGAGCCUCCAACCCAAAGUGCCACCAAAGCUACCCAUGACCCGUCUCCAUCACCAGUGUGCCUUGAAAGAUGGGGCUUCUGACCCCAAAGUGCCACCACAGCCACCCCACAGCCCCACCAUCACCACACUGUGCCUUAAGGGAUGGGGUCCUGUCCCCAAGUGCCACCAAAGCCACCCCACAGCCCCACCAUCAUCAUAGUGCCUUAAUGGACAGGGGUCCUGACCCCAAAGUGCCACCAAAGCCACCCAUGUCCCCCCUCCAUCACCAGUGUGCCUUCAGAAAUGGGGGUCCUGACCCCCAAGGUGCCACCAGAGCCACCUCGUGUCCCCACCGUCUGUGCCUCGAGGAAGGAGCCAGUGCCACUGCGGUGUCCCCACCCCACCAGUGUGCCCUGGCCUCGGGACAGUCCCCACACCUGUGGGGCUGGGGAGGGCAGCAUCCCCCCACCUCCACUGCAGCAAUAAGCCCCACCCCCAGGGGCUCCAGAGUGGGUGCAAGCCCCGCCCACCCCUGAAAGGACCAAUCCCCCAGAGCAUAGGAAUAAGCCCUGCCCCAUCCAGCUGCAAGCCCCGCCCCAGGAGCAAUAGGCUCCACCCCCUCCCCGGACGGCAAUAAGCCCCGCUCACCAGCCUGUGCAGCAAGCCCCGCCUCCUUCCCACAACAGGCUCCGCCCCGUCACCCAAGCCCCACCUCUCCCAUGGUUACCUAGCAACUCACAGCCCCUCCUCCCCCGGGAGGGCGGGGCUCUGGGGCAUGGUGGGCGGGGCUGGAGGCGGGGCCCCAGGGCCGCUGUCCCGGUGCGUCUAUGAGUGUUUAUUUAUUGGAGAUGUUAUUUAUUGGGGUAUUUAUUGCAGAAGAUCUAUUCUUGUAUGAACGAAUAAAAGCCUUUCUCCAGCACCCCCGCCCCGCCCGCGCCACACGGCGGGGGGCCCAAGGAGCCAG